Molecule: messenger RNA, 4352 nt
Organism: Hemibagrus wyckioides
Lineage: Eukaryota; Metazoa; Chordata; Actinopteri; Siluriformes; Bagridae
Gene: abcd1
Product: ATP-binding cassette, sub-family D (ALD), member 1
Exons: 11
Coding region: 1065-3404 (779 amino acids)
Biological process (GO): fatty acid beta-oxidation; very long-chain fatty acid catabolic process; long-chain fatty acid import into peroxisome
Cellular component (GO): peroxisomal membrane
Molecular function (GO): ABC-type transporter activity; ATP hydrolysis activity; ATP binding
Source: RefSeq, a predicted model, not a curated record
GGAUAUCAAGCGCCCUAUGUUGGCGGCAGGCGCCAUUAUUUCACAUCACCGGUAGUGCACUUAAAGUAGGGAGCGAGGGGUUGUUUGGUAUUCAGCCAGUUCAGUCAACUCAACUUAUGGACCACGGAGCUUGUUAUGCUUGUUCUCCGCGAGGAUAAUUAUGGCUAUAAAUAGUAUGGCUCGCUCGUGAGGAUGAUUAUCAGUCUGAUUUCGCAGGGGUUUGUGAAUAAAAUAGAAGAAGAUAAAGUUCUCGCGGACUUCUUGCAGCUAGCUAACGGCAGCAGUUAGCAUAGACACUUCCUCAAUGCAGUGCCGAGCGAUGAGAGAUUUAGCAUGCGACCCGUGAACUUAGAAAUGUGAGUAUGCGUUUAUAGCACUGUUAAUAAACUUAUUAUUACACUCGUUGUUUGGCUAUAAACGUAAAUCAGUUGGUUUCUUUACGAAACUUAAAGGUGUAAGCGGAGUUAGCUGCGUUUACAGUCGCUACAGUAUGCGGUAAGGACAAAAAAAAGUGAUUUCCAGACCAACUAGCUAUAAUUAUAAAACUUUAAUACAUUAUCGUUUCUUAGCGAAUUUAUAUAUCUUCAUGUUGGAAAAGUACAAAACUAGGGUUAGAAAUAUCUGUCUGCAUCAUUCGCUAGUUAUCUAAUGACUUAGUCGCGGCUAGGUUUCUUUCCUAGUUCCUAUUAUUAACAAGCUAACAGGUAAACUAGCUUGUUUUUUCGAAUAAUAUUUUUAUUUUUAUGGUUUGUGAACUUUUAAGGGUUUUUUUACACCCUCAUUUAGCUACCUCAGGGGUCAAAAAACUACACAAAGUGUUUUGGAUCCAAUCUACCCAUCUUUCCCCUCUUUGGUUAUUCUGGGAACCAUUUCACAACGUUUUGGGAACGUUUUGUUUGCUGGAAUUUCACGAGACGUUAAGAUCCCGUGUAAAGUGGACCCUAUUCAGAAAGUGUAAUGCCGCACAGUUGACCGUUCUUCUCAUUAGUAUGUGUGAAACCGCACUAGCUCGCUCUAACUAGUGUCUCAGCUUUGCUCUGCAACAAAAAAAGGAGAGAAAAAAAAUGCCUGUAGUAUAUUCAAAACUUCCCUCGCAACUGAGGAGGUCUUCAGCAGCCAAGAAAGUGGUUUUCCUCCUGGUGGCUGCAUACGGAGUGAAAAGACUCUACCCGUACGUCUCUGAAAGACUUAAAGCACGUCCCAAUGCUGGGGAUGGUAGAUUGAACGUGCAUCACACGAAUGGAGAGCCGGUGGAGGUCACGGAGAGGCGCAAGAGGAAGAGAAACUCACCUGCUGUGAACCGAGAGUUCCUUUUGCGCUUGAAGCGGCUUCUGAGCAUCCUUUUCCCUCGGUUUUUCUGCAAGGAGCUGGGUCUGCUGGGUUUCCACUCAGUCGCUCUGAUCUCUCGCACAUUCCUGUCUAUUUACGUCGCCAACUUGGACGGUAAAAUAGUGAAGACCAUAGUGAAAAAAGACCCCCAGGCGUUCAUGUGGGAGUUAACCAAAUGGCUCCUGAUCGCUAUCCCGGCAACGUUUGUAAACAGCGUUAUCCGUUAUCUGGAAGGCCAGCUAACCCUGGCGUUUCGCACCAGGCUGGUGAGCCACGCUUACCAGCUUUACUUCAGCAACCAGACCUAUUACCGUGUCAGCAACAUGGACGGCAGGCUGGCCAACCCGGACCAGUCGCUGACGGAGGACGUUGUGAUGUUCGCCGGCUCCGUCGCUCACCUGUACUCCAACCUGACGAAGCCCUGCCUGGACGUGGUGAUGACCUGCUACACGCUGAUCAAAACGGGGCAGUCUAAAGGUGCCAACACGACCUGGCCUUCGGUGAUCGCCGGCAUUGUGGUGGCGCUCACGGCCAAAAUCCUGCGAGCGUUUUCCCCACGCUUCGGGAAGCUGGUGGCCGAGGAAGCCAAGAGGAAAGGGGACUUGAGGUACAUGCAUUCACGCAUCAUCGCCAACUCGGAGGAGAUCGCCUUCUACGGGGGUCACAAGGUGGAGAUGUCGCAGCUGCAGCGGAGCUACGAGGCACUGCGCUCGCAGAUCAACCUGAUCCUCUUCAAGCGGCUGUGGUACGUCAUGCUCGAACAGUUCCUCAUGAAGUAUCUGUGGAGCGCCUCGGGUCUCGUCAUGGUGGCCGUGCCCAUUAUCACCGCUCCGGGGUAUUCCUCACAUGAUUCAGAGGACGUGAAGCAGGCAGUGAUCGGGAUGAAGGAGGAAGAGCUGGUGAGCGAGCGCACCGAAGCCUUUACCACAGCCAGGAACCUCUUAAACGCAGGCGCCGACGCCGUGGAGCGGAUUAUGAGCUCCUACAAGGAGGUGACGGAGCUGGCAGGCUACACAGCGCGCGUGUACGAGAUGUUUGACGUGUUCGAGGAGGUGUGUGAUGGUGUGUAUCGCCGAUCAGUCGAGGACCCGCAGGGCACAGAGAAACAUGGCGGGUCACGUGAAGUGAAACAUGGUAUGAGGUUGGAGGGGCCUCUACACAUCAGAGGUCAAGUAAUCGACGUGGAGCAAAGCAUCAGAUGUGAGAACCUGCCCAUCAUAACACCCACAGGCGACGUUGUAGUGUCCAGCCUCAACAUCAAGGUGGACGAAGGAAUGCAUCUGUUAAUCACGGGCCCGAACGGCUGCGGUAAGAGCUCUCUGUUCCGGAUCCUGAGCGGCCUGUGGCCCGUGUACAGCGGGGUCCUGUACAAACCUCCGCCGCAGCACAUGUUCUACAUCCCACAGAGGCCAUACAUGUCCGUUGGCACUCUGCGGGAUCAGGUGAUUUAUCCCGACACGGAUCAGGAGAUGCGAGAGCGAGGCUUCACCGAUCAGCAGCUGGAGGGAAUCCUGCGUACCGUCAACCUCCUCUAUAUCCUCGAGAGGGAGGGAGGCUGGGAUGCAGAGAGUGACUGGAAGGAUGUUCUGUCUGGAGGAGAGAAGCAGAGGAUGGGCAUGGCCAGGAUGUUCUACCACAGGCCCAAAUAUGCUCUCUUGGACGAAUGCACCAGCGCCGUUAGUAUCGACGUGGAGGGGAAAAUCUUUGAAGCCGCUAAGGAUGCUGGGAUUGCACUUCUCUCAAUCACACAUCGUCCGUCUCUGUGGAAGUACCACACCCACCUGCUGCAGUUUGAUGGCGAGGGCGGCUGGCGCUUCGAAAGGCUGGACGCGUCCACGCGGCUCUCGCUGCAGGACGAGAAGCUGCGGCUAGAGACACAGCUCUCAGGGAUCCCCAAGAUGCAGCAGCGUCUGUCUGAACUGUGCAGCAUUCUGGGUGAAAACAGCAGCGUGCUGAGCCCCACGGAGAUGGAGGGGGAGCGACAGGAGGAGGAGGAGAGAGAGAGGAAGCAGCAGGAGGAGAGGGAGGAGAGAGACGCGCUCCCUGGUGAACAGGGACGAGGCCUUAUGGAGUGAUUUGAUGCCAGGAGACGGAGAUGAUUUCAAAGCCAGCUGUUUGUGUGAGCGUGUCUGUGCGUGUGAAUGUGAGUGUGUGUGUCUGUGCAAGUGUGUGGAUCCAUAUACAUGGGUUAAUAAUCUCAGAUCAAAAUGAUUAGCUCUGAUGUGGUCUUUAGGGGCUUACCUUAAUUGGGUUUUCCACUGCAUACAUGUUUGUGCAUGUGUGUGUGUGUGUGUAUGUGUGUGUGUUAGAUAUGGGAAGAAAAGCAUGAGGCCAGUGCCAGUUCUUGCAGGUGCAGCAGAUGAUGAAAGCUGCUCAAUCCCAUGUUAUUACAAUUCUCUACAGAAUUUGCACAAACUCUCUGGCUCCUUGGGUGUGUGUGUGUGUGUGUGUGUGUCUGAGGAAGUGAGAAAGGAGAGAAGGGAGGCGUUUGGGAAAGGGGCUGCUGUCAGACCACUGACUGCAGUUCUGUUGUAUUGUUCGUUUUAAUAACAGUCUCACCAUGCUGAUAUAACGUUAGGGAUUACCACUCAGUGCUGUAGGCUUCUUUCUAUGCCGUGUUUUUGUACGGUUUGAUUUGUAAACUCUGUCAGAAUGAUAACCACCACACAGCUUGAUGUGAAACUAUGAAUCAGGGUCGGGCGAUUAUGCCAAAACUUGUAUCACGAUACUUAGGAAUUUAAUUAUAACCUGUUUCCAUCCUCUAUCUGCGAAUCCCCAAUCAUAUGACAGUCGAGUAUCUUAAAGAAUAAAGCCCUUUUUUUGGGGGGGGGAGCACUAGCUGUGCUGUGCUGUAUUCACGAGCUAAGACAGAAACAGUCUUCUGUAAUUAAGCACUUAUUUUUCCCUUUAAUCAGGGUGUAAAGAGCACUUAACAUGCGCAUGUGGGUGGAGCCUGAACGGGUGCAGGCUGUUGAUUGGUCCAACAAGUGCCAUUUAAAAUGUCACAUGAAGUUAUUUUUUUU